Messenger RNA from Helianthus annuus (common sunflower), 2033 nucleotides. RefSeq names its product pectinesterase. Gene Ontology annotation, biological process: cell wall modification. The transcript has 2 exons. Gene Ontology annotation, molecular function: pectinesterase activity; pectinesterase inhibitor activity. NCBI's taxonomy places the organism in Eukaryota, Viridiplantae, Streptophyta, Magnoliopsida, Asterales, Asteraceae. The record is from RefSeq and is a predicted model, not a curated record. The coding region runs from base 1 to 2016 and encodes 671 amino acids.
AUGAGCAAGACAAGACUUGCCAUCCUAACCGCGGCUUCCUUGGUGCUUUUGGGUUGCGCGAUCGCCUUGGUUGUCAUGGUGCACAGACAUUCUGAACCGAAAUCCGAAACCCCAAAGGCUGAUGAUGACAUUAAGGCCUCUAUCAAAGCGGUUUGCGAGAAUACGGAUUAUAAACAAACAUGUAUUGACAGCCUUACCAAAGCUCACACCCAAUCUACAGACCCUUAUGACCAUGUAAAGACCUUGUUCGAGAUCUCUAUCGCGCAACUUGACGAUGCAGCGAAGAACUCAUCGCUCAUGAAAGAGGUUCAAAAAGAUCCAAGAACGAAUGAUGCUAUCAAGAGUUGCAAGGAGCUUGCAGGCCUUGCGGUUACAGAUUUACGAAGAUCUUUUGAUAACAUGAAUAUUUUCAAUCUUAAUGAUUUAGGCCAAGCACUCUUCCAACUCAAGAUAUGGAUGAGUGGUGCCAUAUCCUAUGAACAAACAUGCCUAGAUGGGUUUGAAAAGACAGAAGGAGAUUUUGGAGAAAGAAUGAGAAAGUUGUUGAACCAAUCUAUGGAGUUAACCAGCAUCUGCCUUGCUUUGAUCACCGAUUUUUCGCAGGUUUUUCAAGAAUUCGGUGGACCUCCGGCUGCUAAUCGUCGGCUGCUUUCCACGAACAACAAUGACUACAACUAUCCUGAAUGGAUAGAUGAUGCAAAACAAAGAAUAUUAGAGGAAGAACCCAAGAAGAUCAUUCCAAAUGUCACUAUUGCACUAGAUGGGAGUGGAGACUUCAAUUCUAUUAAUGAAGCUUUGAAAGAGAUUCCUGUUGAAGGAGAGAACACGUAUGUGAUCUAUGUUAAAGAGGGCAUAUACAACGAGAUCAUCCGAAUCCCUAAGAACUUGACUCAUAUAAUGGUGAUGGGCGAUGGCCCGGAUAGAACAAAAAUUACAGGAAGCUUAAACUUCAUAGAUGGAGUUACCACCUACCACACUGCAACUUUUGCUGUUGCUGGGGACUUUUUCAUGGCAAGGGACAUUGGAUUUGAAAACACAGCAGGUCCCGAAAAGCACCAAGCAGUGGCAUUGCGCGUUAGCGCGGACUAUACAAUCUUCUAUAACUGUCGUAUGGAUGGUUACCAAGAUACCCUUUACACGCACACAUACCGCCAAUUCUAUCGCGAAUGCACCAUCUCAGGAACCAUUGACUUCAUAUUUGGAGACGGUGCAGUCGUGUUACAAAACUGCAUCAUGGUUGUCCGGAAGCCGAAGGACAACCAGAACUGCAUUGUUACAGCACAAGGCAGGAAGGAAAGCCGACAACCGACAGGACUUGUCCUCCAAAACUGCAGCAUUGUGGCGGAUCCGGUAUACUUUCCACUACGAAUGCAAAUAAAAUCCUACCUUGGACGCCCAUGGAAGCAGUUUUCAAGAACAAUCAUAAUGGAAUCAUUCAUAGAUGAUUUAAUCCAGCCUCAAGGGUGGUUACCAUGGAACGAAACUUUCGCUUUCGAUACCCUUUUCUACUCCGAGUUCAACAACCAUGGCCCUGGAUCUUCCAAAUUGCAGCGUGUCCAAUGGCCGGGCAUUAAAGAGCUAUCCGCAAAACGGAUAAACCGCUUCACGCCCGGAAAGUUCAUCGUCGGGGACACGUGGAUCCCUCCAACUGGUGUACCUUACACCUCAGAUUUUAUGUUUGAACCCCCAGAAGAUAAUUCCAAGGACAGUGACAGUGACGACGACAGUAAAAAGCCAAAGGACAACGACGAAGACGAAGACGAUUCGUCCGGUUCAAAGAAAAAGAAAUCAAAGAAGAAGAAGAAGAAGAAACCAAAGAAAGAUAAGGAUAAGGAUAAAGACAAGGGUGAGGCUCCGGCUACGGCUCCGGCUUUGGCUCCGGCUGAAAGCCCCGGCAAUGGGAUCCCAGAGAGUGAGAUAAGUGCACCGGUUUUAAAUCCGGCGAUAACACCGGAGGCAUCCCCAAUAGACACAAAAGGGACUAUCUUCAACAGAUUUUUUGGAAAAUUUAUUUAAACGUAGGGGCGAGUUAA